Salarias fasciatus (jewelled blenny) is the source of this 2311-nucleotide messenger RNA. It is a transcript of the gene arrdc1a, whose product is annotated as arrestin domain containing 1a. Bases 64 to 1395 code for a protein of 443 amino acids. The transcript is spliced from 8 exons. Gene Ontology annotation, molecular function: ubiquitin protein ligase binding; ubiquitin-like ligase-substrate adaptor activity. Gene Ontology annotation, biological process: protein transport. Gene Ontology annotation, cellular component: cytoplasm. NCBI's taxonomy places the organism in Eukaryota, Metazoa, Chordata, Actinopteri, Blenniiformes, Blenniidae. The record is from RefSeq and is a predicted model, not a curated record.
UCCUUCAGGUGAGGGUGAAGCCGCGAGGGAGCCGGACGCACCGAGCAGAGCAGAGGGCGGAUAAUGGGGAAGCUGCAGGAGUUUUCUAUUUCCUUCGACAAGAACAAGGUGGUGUACAGUCCGGGAGAGUCCAUCUCCGGCACCGUGACGCUCAAAGUCAACCAGGCGCUGCAGUGCAAAGCCAUCAAGGUGAACUGCAAUGGCUUCUGCGGCAUAACGACGAAGGUGAACGACCCGACGUGGACGACGGAGGAGCAGUACUUCAACAGCAGCGUCUCCGUGGCAGACAAAGGAACCCUGAAAGCAGGAGCGCACACUUUUCCCUUCAAGUUCCUCAUUCCAGCCACUGCGCCGACGUCUUUUGAAGGAAACUAUGGCAAGAUCAUUUACCGAGUGAGAGCAUUCAUCGAAACGCCGCGGUUCGCCAAAGACUACGACGCAGAGAAGUCUUUCUUCCUGCUGAGCCUGCUCAACCUCAACGAAGUGCCAGACAUAUGGGGGGUUCGAUCCUCAGCCAUCACCCAGCAGUUCUCCUACAUGCUGAUGAAAACUGGCACGGUGGUCCUGAAGGCCCAGACUGACAUGAGGGGCUACACGCCGGGUCAGGUCAUCCAGGUCUCUGCCAAAAUCCACAACCAGUCCGGGAAGACCACGGGCAAGAUGGCGGCCAGCCUGAUGCAGAGAGUGACCUAUGAGACGAAGAAGCCCACCCACGACCUGAGGACCAUCGCCGAGGUGGAGGGCGGCGUGGUGAAGGCCAACAAGGAGGUGGAGUGGAAUGAUCAGAUCAUUGUUCCUCCUCUUCCUCAGUCCUUCCUCGGAGGCUGCGAGCUUAUCAAGAUUGAAUAUUACGUCAAGGUCAGCCUGAAUUUUCCUGACGUCACUCUGACGUUACCGAUCCACAUUGGGAACGUCUCGCUAGAUAAACGACUCCAAACGGCCAACAAGGCCGCUGCGUCUCCGGCUCCUCCGUCCGCUGCAGACGCUCCAGCCACACCGGACGCCGCGGCCGCCACUGCUGCUGGGACCACGAUACCCCCUCGCCCUGCCCCCAAACCAGCCGCCCGCCCCACCCCCCGCCUCAGGGCGUCAUCACACAACUCCCCUAGUGCUCCUCCAGCCGACUACCCCGACGGCGCAGAGCCGAUGAUGCAGGACAACAGGAGACAGUCUCAGCUGGUGUCACCCAACGCCUUCAGCUAUGCCCCGGGGCUCUUCUUUGGCCAGAACCAGCAGCCGCCCGCCGCCGCCAGCACCCCCGGCGUCACAGGGCUUUACCCCUCUUUGAGCACCUCCAGCCCCAUGAUAGUGCCUCAAGGCCCACCUCCCAACUACAACACCUCGUCCUACCCACAAGAGGCUCCUCCUCCUUACGAUGAGAGCUGCGACACAUGAGGCGGACGGACACACAACCCAUGGCGAUGACGAUCAGUUUACCUCCGACCAAGCAGAAUGUUGAUGUGUAGCUCGUAUUGGUGCAUCUUCAAAAGGAGUCCUGCCAUUUUAAUAAUAAAAUAAUAAAAAGAGAAAAUAUGCUCAAACCAAGUAACUGACCCUGAGCUGAGUCUGGAGGAUUUUAGUGUGUGUGCAGGUUUUCUUAAUGAGACAGAAUCAAAGUCUUGGUUGGAGCGUGAACUGAUCAUCGGCUCUGCAGCCCUGUGAACAAACUCCAGCAAAGAAAUAUCCAACAGGAGGAGGACACUUUAUUCUAUUUUUUAAAACAAGUUUUUGUGAUACUUUUAGCACUUUGAAAGAGAAGCAGACUAGUAGGCUCUGUUCUUCAUACGGCCAGCAGGAGGCAGCGUUUUAGUUUACAUUACAUGAAAGGAGGCAUGUGAUUGGACUAAUAAGGAGAAGCUGGUUAAGGCAUAUUUUUUUCAGGGUGAAACAGUUUGAUGAUUAAAAGUUUGAUUUGUUCAGUGUCAUGACGAUAAUCCAAAUGUUUGCUUUUAACUUUGUAAGGACAUGGUCCAGUUUUUCGAUUUUUUUUUUUUUUUUUUUUUUUUUUUUUGGUUACUUUCAUGUCCUGCAACAUCUGCAGAGAUGUUGUUUAAUGGUGUUUUCAAAUUUCCUGUUUCUCUUUUGUUUCUUACACAACUCUUUCUCAAAUCAGUCUUUUUAUAGUUUUAGCCAUGUGCAAUCUCACCGUUAUGUGAGGAUUUUUUCUCUUGUUCAGAGUUGAUUUCAGAUCGACACAUUUAAGUUUAAAUAUUUCCUAAUCAAAUUGAUGUCGGAUGUGCAAAAAGUGAUAUUUAUUUAUUGUUUUCAGUGUUUUCUAACUGCUGUCUGGAUUCUAAAUAAACCUGCAAAG